Messenger RNA from Ilyonectria robusta, 2229 nucleotides. RefSeq names its product OPT oligopeptide transporter protein-domain-containing protein. The coding region runs from base 1 to 2229 and encodes 742 amino acids. Gene Ontology annotation, molecular function: oligopeptide transmembrane transporter activity. Gene Ontology annotation, biological process: transmembrane transport. The transcript is spliced from 5 exons. The record is from RefSeq and is a predicted model, not a curated record. Lineage: Eukaryota; Fungi; Ascomycota; Sordariomycetes; Hypocreales; Nectriaceae.
AUGGAGAAGGUGACAGAUAUCCAAGAUGUUGAUGUUGAAGAUGGAGAAGUAGAAGACUCUCCCUACGAUGAGGUUAGAGCCAUUGUGCCCCCGGUCGAUGACCCGGACCUCCCGGUGAACACCUUUCGAGCUUGGUUUCUGGGCAUUGUCUCGACUAUUGUUUUCUCGGGAGUCCUGCAAUUCUUCCAGCUCCACUCGCCUCCUAUCUUCCUUGCCUCGUAUCUUGUCAUCAUCAUCACCCUGCCCAUAGGGAAAUUCAUGGCGCGUGUUCUGCCGGCAACGACUAUCAGCGUCUUGGGAUGGAGUUUUAGCCUCAACCCUGGUCCCUUUAACCACAAAGAGCACACCAUCACGGCUAUUAUGACAACACUGGUAUCGGCUUUUGACAACGGCUCCCUGGCAUCAGAUGUCUAUGUGGCUUUUGACAAAUUCCUGGGCAUUCCCGUUUCUCCUGGGUUUCGCUUCAUGUUUUUGCUCACCACACAAGCCCUGAGCUUUGGCUUCGUUGGCAUGUUCCACCGCUUCUUGGUACGCCCGGCUAUUUGCAUCUGGCCUGGGGCGUUGCCAACAUGUUCGAUGAUUUACGCCUUCCACGACCCUUCGUUUCAUAACCAGGUUGCCAAUGGAUGGAAGAUGCACCGAAUGAAGUUUUUCUGGCUGACCAUGACUAUUGCUGGAACCUGGCAAGUCGUGCCGAGUUUCUUAUUCACAUCCCUGACCACAUUUGCCUGGAUAACCUGGAUCAGACCUAAGAACGUUACGCUGAACCAAGUAUUUGGCGCAACAACGGGCAUGGAUUUGCUCCCUCUUACCCUCGACUGGAACCAGAUUUCAGGAUAUCUCUCGUCGCCUUUGGUCGUCCCUUCUUGGGCCAUUCUCAACAUCCUGGGCGGAAGCAUCUUUUUCCUUUGGAUCAUUUCCCCAGCAUUGCACUGGACCAACGUGUGGUACGGCCGAUACUUUCCAUUCUCAUCUUCCCGCACCUUCGACAACACUGGUGCCGCGUACAACGUCAGUCGAGUCAUGAACCCAGAUUUCAGCAUCAACAACGAGGCUUACGCCGAGUACUCUCCCGUCUUCCUUUCUACAACCUCAGUCUUGUCCUACGGUCUCGGAUUCGCUUCGGUUACUUCCAUCCUUGUUCAUACGUAUCUCCAUCAUCGGAAACUGCUCUGGAAUAGCUUCAAGACUGCAUUCAAGGGCAAGGAUGAUGAAGCUGAAGAUAUCCAUGGUCGAUUGAUGCAUGCGUACAAGGCUGUUCCCGAAUGGUGGUAUGGCAUCGUAUUCGCUGCCCUCUUGGGCAUCAGCAUGGCAUUCAUCUACAUCUACGAUACAGAGCUACCGUGGUGGGGAUUGAUCAUUAGUGUGCUUCUCAAUGUGGUGCUUCUGAUUCCCAUUGGUUUAAUGAAGGCUACAUGCAACGUCACAGUCAAUACUGGAGUCUUGGCGGCACUAAUCGGUGGACUUAUUUGGCCAGGCAAGAUGGUCAACAACGUUGUCUUCAAGGUCUUUACCCUUGUCUGCACGUUCCAAGGCCUUGGGUACAUCCAGUCCAUGAAGACGGGCCAUUACAUGAAAAUCCCGCCACGAAUCACCUUUACUGCCCAGUGCUUGAGCAUCCUCAUUUCCUGGGUGGUGCAGACAGGCGUAAACCUUUGGGCGAUGGGCAAUGUGAAGGGAAUUUGCACCGGCGAUGCAGUCAACAACUUUUAUUGUCCACUUGCCAGCGGAUAUGCAGCGAAUGCUGUGUUCUGGGGCCUUAUCGGACCGACAAAACUCUUCGUAUCUGGUUCCAUGUACGCCAGUAUGCUGUGGUUCUUCUUGAUUGGCGCCGUUCUCCCAGUUUUGGUAUAUUUCGCCGCAAAGAAAUUCCCCCAAAACAAGAUCCUUGGCAAGAUCCACACGCCUGUGAUAUUUGCAUCGACAUCAUCCAUCCCACCAGCCACUGCAGCGAAUUACAUAUCCUGGGGCCUCGUUGGCCUCGCUUUUAACAUGUUUAUCAAGCGUCGCUACCGUGCCUGGUGGUCGAAAUACAACUACUUGCUUUCCGCCGCAUUGGAUACCGGACUGGCAAUCACGACUUUCCUCGUCUUCUUCUGUCUGACAUAUCCCGGUGUGUCCCUGAGUUGGUGGGGAAAUAGGAUCGCGGACGAGACGGCUGACGGGAUGGGCCUGCCACUUGAUACUGUGGCUCCAGGAGACACCUUUGGGCCAGAUACAUGGCAUUAA